This is a messenger RNA of Saprolegnia parasitica CBS 223.65, 874 nucleotides long. RefSeq lists its product as hypothetical. Gene Ontology annotation, biological process: deadenylation-dependent decapping of nuclear-transcribed mRNA; positive regulation of catalytic activity; deadenylation-independent decapping of nuclear-transcribed mRNA. The transcript has 6 exons. Gene Ontology annotation, molecular function: mRNA binding; enzyme activator activity. The record is from RefSeq and is a predicted model, not a curated record. NCBI's taxonomy places the organism in Eukaryota, Oomycota, Saprolegniomycetes, Saprolegniales, Saprolegniaceae. Gene Ontology annotation, cellular component: P-body. Bases 30 to 854 code for a protein of 274 amino acids.
CGCAGAAGCCACAGAGAGAGAAGAGAGAGAUGGCGCUGCCUGUUGAUACGUCCCAGACCGAUGCCUUGAACCUGCAGGUGCUGCAGCGCCAGGACAACCAGAUCAGCGAACUCGUGGGCACGGCCAGCCACGUCGUCGUCUACGAGUUCGACCAGGCCGACCAGUCGUGGAAGCGCAAGGAGGUCGAGGGCUCGCUCUUCGUCGUCAAGCGGUACUCGGCGCCCCGCUUCCAAGUGUUCGUCAACAAUCGCCUCAGCACGGUCAACCUCGCGAUUGGCGUCGACGCCACCUUGAACGUGGACAACGUGGACGAGUUUCUGAUCAUUCGCUGCGUGGACACCACGUCGCCGAGCGGCUUCAAGAUUUAUGGCAUUUGGUUCUUCCCGGAAGAAGACCGGCAGAAGACGCUCAAGCUCCUCGAGCGCAUUCUGGCGUCGAUCAAGAGUGGCGGCCCUCUGACGCCAACGCCCCGCCAACAGCCGCAGCAGCAGCAACAGCCGCAGCAGCAGCGACCGCAGCCCCUGCAGCAGUCCGCCGCGGUCCAAGAACCCGCUCCCGCAAAGAAGUCGUUCGGCCCGAUUGGGUCCCCAAAGCGGGCAGCGAACAAGGUGUUCAGCAAGGCCGAAGGCAUCGCCGCGGGCGAAGCCAUUCUCGGCAUGAUCUCCCAAAACACGCGGACGGAGGAUGCGCAGAGCAACGUGGAGGCGACGACGCCGCCGUCCAACGCCGGGCGCCGCAGCCGCCGCAAGGACCGGACGCUCAACAAGGACCAGUUCAAGGACGCGCUCGUCACGUGUCUCGAGGACCCUGCGUUUCUAGACCAGAUCUACCAAGCGUACGCGAAGAAGCAAUAAGCCAUUUGGCAGCUCCUCCU